AUGAUCGAUUAUGUUGUUUGCCUCGCAUCAAUAUAUACCGUACUUGGUAUUACAAUCGAUAGGUAUUGCUCAGUAAAGUAUCCUGCAGCUUAUCGAAACUGGAGGACACCAAAACGUGUCAUUUUCACUGUAGGAAUUAUAUGGCUGAUUCCAACAAUAUUAUUUGGCUUAUCAAUAUUUGGUUACGAUAAAUUUACGGGUAAACGAAUGUUGAAAGAUGAUGAAUGCUAUGUACAAUUUAUGACAAAUCCAAUUUUAAAUAUGGGAAUGUAUAUUUCAUAUUAUUGGUCAACAUUAUUUGUUAUGUUAUAUUUAUAUUGGGGAAUAUAUCGAGCGGCGAAGUUAUUAGCAACUAAAAGUGAACAGAAAAAUAAACGAUUAGCAAUGUUAAAUGAAAUGAGAAAGCAUGCGAAACAUGAAACAAUUUCGUUAAUAGCAUAUAAAAGUAGCGAACAGGAAAGUCAACCGGAAGCUUCAUCAUCACAUUCAAGGAUUAUCGUUUGCCUUCUUUUGUAUUUAUUCAUUUCCUAA
Cercopithifilaria johnstoni is the source of this 531-nucleotide messenger RNA. Lineage: Eukaryota; Metazoa; Nematoda; Chromadorea; Rhabditida; Onchocercidae. The record is from the annotation of a GenBank genome assembly.